AUGAAUUAUAAUGAAAGAAGCAUGAAUGAUCAAAAGAAUUCAAAAGAGUGCAAAGACACUUAUGAUCAUAUCAGUUUAUCUGAAAAUGCUGGCACGUUGUCAUCGUCAUCAUCAUCAUCAUCAUUAUCAUUAUCAUCAUCAGCAUUAUCAAUGAAUUCACCACAAAAAAAAUUAACAACUAGUCACGAUGAACGAAAAAAACCAUUGUAUAGGAAUAGAACAUUUGUUUCACGUCUUCAGACUGCUGAAGAAAUUGAGAAAAGACAUCGUUUUCAGCGGAAUUUGAUGCUGUCACAACAUUUCGUACUUAAUGCCAGUGAAAAUUCUGAUAGUGAGCAUCAAAAACUUUUUCGUAAUGCUAGUGUACGCGUAAAACGUCUAAAAGACGCCAUUGAUGCACCACUAAAACGUCACGUAGGUAGUCUACGUGAAAUAAGUAAUCGAGUACAAAUGAAAGCUGUUCGUAAUGUUGUUAAUGAUUUAUCGAAUCGUUUAGUUAUGCCAGGUUUUUUCGUUAAUGACGAAGUAGAGCGAAAACGUGAAGAGGAUAAUCAUAGCAAUGGGGAACAUGGCGAUACAUUAACAUCAAGUGGCGAGGAAUCGGAUGAUCCAGAAUUUAUUGAAUUUCAGGAGCGAUCACUAAUUGUUGAAAAAUAUGAAAGGGGUCCGGAGCAAGAUGUUGAAGAGUGGGAAAAUCCAGAUUUAGAACUCUAUAAAAUUACUGACCGUUAUGGAUUUCUUCAUAAAGAUGGAAACAUAUCAUCGUCAACAGACGAAAGCGAAAAACGGCGAAUUGCGAAAGAAACAACCCGAGAACAGAAGUGGUUACGGAUGAUUACUCGUUGGACUUCUGGUGAAAAAGCAGAUAAACUCAGGAAACGGGUAUGGAAAGGAAUACCAGAAAAACUGCGAUCAUUGGUGUGGACACAUUUGUUGGGCAUAUCAAAAUAUCAACCAGAAAAUCGAAACAUUUAUAAAGAAUUAUUAAUGCGUGCUCGACUUGUUUCGAAGGAUGUUAAGCAGAUCGAUUUGGAUAUUAAUCGAACUUAUCGUGAUCAUAUGGCAUUUCGAAGACGAUAUGAUGUUAAGCAACAAUCUCUGUUUAAUGUUCUUGCCGCGUAUGCGAUGUAUAAUACCGAAGUUGGCUAUUGUCAAGGUAUGAGUCAAAUAGCAGCGUUAUUUUUGAUGUAUAUGGAUGAAGAAGAUGCAUUUUGGUCAUUGCAUGCGUUAAUGGUUGGCGAGAAGUAUUGUAUGCAUGGUUUUUUUGUGCCUGGCUUUCCCAAAUUAACUCGAUUUCAAAUGCAGUAUGAAAAAAUUCUUCAGAAAUAUUUGCCAAAUUUGAAGAAGCAUCUGGAUAAAGCUGGAAUACCACCAAUUUACGUAACGAAAUGGUGGUUCGGCUGUUUUUUGGAUCGAGUUCCGUUUCGACUUGCAUUACGGCUAUGGGAUGUUUUUUUAUUAGAGGGUGAUUCGAUUUUAUUGGCGAUGGCAUUAAAUAUAAUGAAAAUGCAUCGAAAACAGGUAAAACGAUUGCAAAUGGAGAAUUUCAUGGAAUAUAUUCAAACAACAAUUGCUCAAGAUUUUGGCUUCACGGAUGAAGAAACUAUGCUUUCACUUAAUGAAUGUUUUCGAAAGUUAAAUAAUGAUAAGAUAGUGCUCUCGUUAUCAGCCAAAAUCAAUCCAUCAUCAGAGAUGCCAAGUAAACCUUUCGGUCCUGUAUUAAGCAGAUCAAUGGUUGAUAUUCGUAUGGAUAUAGCAGAAAUACAAAGUCGUUAUUCGCGCGCGAACUGUAGGGUAGGAAAUUUUCGCUCAACAUCUGAAUGUUUCUUUGUUUGA
Dracunculus medinensis (Guinea worm) is the source of this 1836-nucleotide messenger RNA. The record is from the annotation of a GenBank genome assembly. NCBI's taxonomy places the organism in Eukaryota, Metazoa, Nematoda, Chromadorea, Rhabditida, Dracunculidae.